Messenger RNA from Aplysia californica (California sea hare), 5137 nucleotides. RefSeq names its product thioredoxin reductase 1, cytoplasmic. NCBI's taxonomy places the organism in Eukaryota, Metazoa, Mollusca, Gastropoda, Aplysiida, Aplysiidae. Gene Ontology annotation, cellular component: cytosol; mitochondrion. Bases 258 to 2351 code for a protein of 697 amino acids. Gene Ontology annotation, biological process: cell redox homeostasis; glutathione metabolic process; cellular response to oxidative stress. The record is from RefSeq and is a predicted model, not a curated record. Gene Ontology annotation, molecular function: glutathione-disulfide reductase (NADPH) activity; flavin adenine dinucleotide binding; thioredoxin-disulfide reductase (NADPH) activity. The transcript has 20 exons.
CUAAGCGCACACAGACAGUAUAAAUAGCUGAACUCGUAGAAUCUUCCUUUCGCGAACCACGGUCACACGACCCUGGAAAAGUUUUUAAGGCGGCAUGGUAACAAGCACAAAGUGAUUCAGCUUUCAUUAUGGAAUAGUUCCAAGAGUGUUGAAUGCAUGAAACGUCGCUCGUCUCCUGAAGUUUCCUAAGGUCUGCCUCUCUUCCUGCAACUGCCCUGUGGAGUGCCCUGUGAGGGCUAGCCCUAGCGGUUUAAGGCAUGGUCAUCGGAAACCAGAUCCGUCUCCUUCGUCGGCAUCUUCUUUUACAGAUUUCCGUGUUGGAUGCGGUAGGUCCCAGCAGUAGAAAAGUUAGCUUCGGAAGACCAGCGCCAACAAACACAGGCAGCAGCAGUCCGACUAGAACGUCUUCCCAGAACCCCCGUGCUCUUUCGACAGCAGCGGCGGCGGUCUCUCCCCACAAACCCAAGCUCAGUCUCGGCUCCGGGCUUUCGUAUUUGUCCGGAGGAGCCCAGGCAGGACCCAGCAAGAGUCCCAGAAAGUUCCACAGCACGUCAGCCAUGCCGCCCAUCGGGGACGACGUGAAGCCGGAGGUGCAGCAGCUGAUUGCCAGCAACGCUGUGGUCGUCUUCAGCAAGACCACAUGCCCCUUCUGCACCAAGGCGAAAGAUCUAUUGAAAAGUCUCAGUGUCAAGUUUGAAGCUGUAGAGGUGGACAAGACAGAAAAGGGCCCAAAGUACCAGACUGCUUUACUGGAAUUGUCUGGCCAGAAGACUGUCCCAAAUAUAUUUAUCCAUGGACAGCAUAUAGGUGGAUGCGACGAUCUGAUGAGUGCUCACUGUAGUGGACAGCUGACGGAAAUGAUUCAGAACAAGGCAGCCCUGGUCAAGUACGACUACGAUCUUGCUGUGAUAGGAGGUGGAUCAGGAGGUCUGGCUGCUGCAAAGGAAGCAGCAGCUUUAGGGAAGAAAGUGACGUUGUUUGACUUUGUGAAACCGUCUCCACCAGGAACAACAUGGGGUCUAGGAGGAACCUGUGUAAAUGUGGGGUGCAUUCCCAAGAAGCUUAUGCACAGAGCGUCCAUUUUAGGAGAGGAUUUACAUGAUGCAAGAGAGUUCGGAUGGGAGGUGCCAGAGAAAGUAAACCACAACUGGCAAAAGAUGAGAGAGGCAGUUCAGGACCACAUAGGAUCGAUGAACUGGGGCUACAGGGUACAGCUGAGAGACAAGAAAGUCUCCUACGUCAAUGCCUAUGCACAACUUGUUGACCCGCACACUAUAAAGGCGACAAAAAAGAACAAGCAGGAAGUGACAGUGACUUUUGACAAAGCCAUUAUUGCGACAGGAGAGCGACCCAGAUACCCUGACAUUCCUGGUGCAAAGGAGUACUGUAUAACAAGUGACGAUCUGUUUUCGCUGCCCUACUGUCCCGGCAAGACGCUGUGCGUGGGCGCCUCGUACGUGUCCCUGGAGUGUGCGGGCUUCCUGGCCGGCGUUGGUCUGGACACCACUGUCAUGGUCCGCUCCAUCCUGCUGAGAGGGUUUGACCAGCAGUGUGCCGAGAUGAUCGGCUCCUACAUGAGCAAACACAACGUCAAGUUUGUCAGAGGGGCUGUUCCUACCAAGAUUGAGCAGAUCGAGGAGGGAUCACCAGGAAGGUACAGGGUGACGGCUCGCACCACAGACGGCCAGGAAAUUGUGGAGGAGUACAACACUAUUCUCCUUGCUAUUGGCAGAGAUCCCUGCACAAAAGGAAUCGGCUUGGAGAAUGCUGGGGUACAGCUCCAUGACAAAACUCAGAGGGUACUUGUGGAUGAGACGGAAGCGACCAAUGUCCCCAGCGUGUAUGCCAUCGGAGACAUUGGCGAGGGCAGACCAGAGCUCACACCGGUGGCUAUUCAGGCCGGAAAGCUUUUGUCCCAGCGUUUGUUCAAGAAUGCAAAUGGCUCCUUGGUUGACUACAGAAACAUUGCAACAACUGUGUUCACCCCAUUGGAGUAUGGGUGCAUUGGCUACUCAGAAGAAGCUGCUAUUGAACAGUUUGGAGAGGAAAACAUUGAGGUGUACCACAGCUACUUCAUGCCUCUUGAGUGGACCGUUCCUCACAAGGAAGAGAACACUUGCUAUGCAAAACUGAUCUGCAACAUAGCUGACAAUGAACGGGUGAUAGGCUUCCAUGUGCUUGGGCCAAAUGCAGGGGAAAUCACUCAGGGCUACGCCGUGGCCAUGAGGAAGGGUGCCACCAAGGAGGACUUUGAUGCCACCAUUGGCAUUCAUCCGACGUGCAGUGAGACUUUGACAACUCUCUCUGUGACCAAAAGAAGUGGCGCUUCUGCUGAAGUUACUGGCUGCUGAGGUUAAUUUCCUACUGCUAAGCUGUAGCACACAGCAGUUGUGUUGGUAGAGAGAGGGAGGCGUAAUUCAUAAUUCAGGUCUACAAAUACCUUCUGCUACCCUCCAGGGUUGGAAUUCGUUUUUCAUACCAAUGGGGGGGGUGGCAAAAUCCGUUUUCUUUGGAAUAUCUAGAAAGGUAUGUAGACCAUGUCUCCCUGUUACCAACAUGGCUGUAGUGCUACAGAAAGCAGUAGGGUUAUUUUGUUUUCUUUUGAGGGAAAAACCCUUGUGUCGAGCACUCUUGUACGGGUGCUGUAUGACGGUUCUUUCCAUAAGCCUCGAGUCUUGGGGUGGAUGGGACCCGACGCUGGCACAUUGGUUCUUCUUGUUGGGAGAGUGGUUCUGCGACAGAAACUGAUCCUGCGCAUUCAUCAAGUGUCCAUGAUGGCUGCAUCGUGGCGACCUUGUGUGUGACUGUGACAAACGACGACAAGCUUGGAACGAAUACUUUAAUUAGAGGAGUUCUUUCCUCAGGCUUGCAUGCUUUCUGACAGUGUUUUUCCUGAAAGCCGAGUGACGAAUGAUACACGACUGUUUGCGUAUACCUCAAUGAAGAGUUUCUCUCUCAGGACCACGGCUUAUUUGAUCCGCAUAUGUUUUGAAUGUUAUAUCAUGUUAUGUGUGCAAGGGCUUCUAUUACAGCCAGAUUUGUGACCGUCCAAACUUGGAUGUUGUCUGCUGGUUUUGAUGGUCGUUGUGCACCUCUGAAAGAAGUGAGAAUGUGUUACAUACUGUCAAAAGAAUGUCUGUGAGCUAGGUUUGUGAAAAGGUAACAUGCUGGUGAAGUUUUUAUCCAUAUUAACUCCGCAUAUGAGCGGCUUGUCAUGAAAGGUAAAUUGAGCAAAAGUAUAUACUCUUUUUUUGGGAGCAAUUUAUCGUGGAUACUUUUUUUAUGGUCUUUAUUUUGACAAAAUUUCCGGUCUUCGAAAAAUAUUGCUUUUGAACAUCAGACAUAUGUCAGUUCUUUAGAUGUGUGUAGAAUCUGAUGUCUUUACUUCUUUUAUAAUUCUGUAACUUUAUCAAAGUAAAAAAAACCAAACUCCAGUUAUGUUCUGGCCCUUGAAUUUGAUACAGCUAGCUGUAGCUGUAGCUCGUCAUGGACAGGGUCAAAAGUUUUCGAGUGACUGUCUGAUUGUUAUUUCUAUUACAAAAGGUUUUGCUACGGACUUGUCAUACUGAUGCAUGAAUUGUUAGGAUAACAGAAUUUAUUUUUUUCAUUUAUUUAGAUUUUUGGUUUCUUUUUUUUUUAAAGUUUCAGCUGUUGUUGUCGAUGACUUUAGCUUCAUUUGUGUAGUAAGCUUAUUGAACAGGCAACUAGCCUUUGCUUGUUAUAGUAUUAAUUUAUUUUAUUUUUUUGACAAAGAUACAAUAAAAGCAACGGUUGUUAUUCCUUUACAAUAAGGCACUCAGUUGUUCAUGGUUGCGUUUUGCGAUGGUGUUUUUCAUCAUAUAUCCAUGUUUCAAGUUGGUGGGUGCUCUAGUGUGGUUGCUCUUUCUUUCCUAUCAAACAUCUAUCGUCUUUAUCUCUCCUUCUUUUUUUGUGUUUGUUACUCUCUCGUAACACUUCUAAUCUCCCGGUACUUAUAAUGACCUGAUUGUGUGUGUUGCAAGUGCCGUAAAACUCUUACUGAAAAAUUGUUUUUGAGUCAGUAUGCAUCCUAUCACCAUCAACCGUUCAUAGCCCAGUGAGACCAUGCUGUUUUGAGUAGCAUAUGGUGAGUCAGUCGCUUUUAAGACAAGGGGGCUAUCCCGAAAAAUGCUGUUUUGAGAAAAUCGAAGGUAUAGUCUUUGCCCCUUGUUGAGUUUCUUUAAAAUACCAGGAGAGUUUCCUCUAUAACCAAACAAAUAUACCCACCAAUGAAACCAAACUUCUCCUAUAGGUAGGGCAAAGCCCACUUUUGGUGUAGGUCAAGAUUUUUGGAAACCCAUAAAAUCUUGGUUUGCCCGCUUUUCCUAAAAAGCGACCAAAUGUACUAUACUCAUUAUAUCUGGGAGAAUGGGGAAGUGAGAGUUCAGCUUGUUAAUUUAUUUUAAGACCAUCAGGAGUGAAAAAAUGUAGGCACAGUGUGAGGUGAAAGUGUCAACAGUUAUGUACCUGUGGUAGGGUUUUUUGUUUGUUUAUUUUUGUGUUAUUUUCAUGUUGCAAAUAUUAACUUUAACAGUUUUUCAAACAUUCUUUUAGUUUUAAAUUCUCUCCAUAAUAGACACCGUUUUUAGUGUUUUUCAAAUAGAUCUGUAAUGUUUCAAGUUCUUUUCUUUUUAGUAGUUUUCGUAGAAAGAAAUAUAAUUGACAUGGCUUUAAUUAAUGUCGUCACCGUCUUUGUCUAAAACCCUGGUGAUGGGAAAAAAUAUCCUGAUGCUGACGUGCCUGCAUAUAAUAUAACAUCAACUGUUGAUCAGUUUUGUUACUAAAUAUCCAUUUUUGGGGGGUUAUUUUACAACUUGUAAUGAGCCAUGCUGUUAUUGCUUAGUAACUAGAAAGAGAAUCUUUACCAAAUUUUGUUAUUAUAUUUCUUUAACAAGUGGUUCCAAUUGGGGACUUUUAUUGCAUAUAUUAUGAAUGAUAUGAAAAUUAUAUACCUUAGCAGAAAAAGGAAAGAUGCUCUUUUAGUCCCUUUAGAACUUCAGUGAGAUCAAGUAGCCUGGAAGCUUUGUCGAUUUGAAAGAUCUUGAUGCAUGUUUUGUUUCAACCAAAAUCUGUUAUAUUUUCAUGCACUUUAACAUUAAACAUAAAAUUACACUCAAAA